Molecule: messenger RNA, 1857 nt
Organism: Anisakis simplex (herring worm)
Lineage: Eukaryota; Metazoa; Nematoda; Chromadorea; Rhabditida; Anisakidae
Source: the annotation of a GenBank genome assembly
GCUGACAGUCAGCCUCAGAUUUCGGCACAGCGAGAGCCUCAGAAGCCAGCCAUCCAAACUUCGGUGGAGCCUCCUGAAAGUGUUGUGACUGGAGAGAGUGUGACUGGGAAGGUAGUGGAGGAGUACCGCUAUGAUUCUGGUAAGCCAGAUGAACGAGUGAGUGGCGAGCAACCUGCUGAAGGUGGCGGCGAUUUCAUGAAGCCAGCAGCAUCAUCGGUGUAUGCAACGAUUCCAAGCGUUUUAGCCCAACAACCAGCAGCAGCAUCUACCACGACAGUAGAGACCACGGUGAAAUUGCAACCGCACAUUCCUUCCCGUGAGCAUGCUCCAGUCCAAGCGGAGAGCGUGCAAACGCAAGAGUUCAUCUCACAAGAAACGAUGGGUAAUUUAGAACCAAAGAAAUUAAUCGAAGAAACAGUCAGACCGAAAGACGAUCAGUACGCUGAAGAACCGAAUAAAGUGAAAGAUCUAGAGGGAUUGGCUAAAAAAGAAGCAGAAGAGUUGCAGAAACUGUUCGAAGAGUAUCAAAUUAUUGCAGAAAAACCUGCAGAACCAGCGUCGUAUUCGAAACCAAUGCCAGUAGCAGAGUACGCGCAGCUGCACCAAACCCCACAGCAACAAAUCAAAACAAUUCCACCGGAACAUCCACCCUUUCCAUCAGCUUCAUUUGAACAAGAAUCACCACUCAAGGAUAGCACCUAUCAACCCGGACAAGUACCAGUUCCUCAACAACAACCAGAAGAGUUGCCUUCGCAACCGAUUCAGAGCACUAAUUUAGCCACUGAACAUGAUCAACCUGGUCAACAUCGGGUUCGUAGCGAUCGCCCCGGAAGAAUUUUGGGUAUUCGAGUCGAGAAACCAGAAUAUGAGGAGGCAAAAGUGAAGCGCUUCGUUGAAACGGUGCAAACUCCGGAAGAAUUCGAGUACAGUCGUUCUCAUCCAGUUAGGGUGGGAGAACAUUUAGGAGCAAAAGUGAGCGAAACAGAUCAACAGCGAUCUAAAGAUGAAGCAUUGGAACGUCAACGCGAUCAACAGGAAACUGCGGCAGCAACAGCAGCAAUUGAGUUGGCAUCCGAUGAAAUGAAGCGAUUAGCUGAAGUGGACAUAUACGUUCAGGAUGCAAUGGACUACGUGAGUGCUCAACGACAAGAACAAGACGAAAUGUAUCGUGCCCAGUAUCCUCUACCAGAAGGUCAACAAGCCGCACAAGCCGGCUCACGAAUGGACACCAUUUCUGGCUUCGUGAUCGAAGAAGAGAUGUUAGAGAGUGUCGGACGUAGUGGGGGACAUCAACUACCACUUAGUGGCCUUCAAAAACAAGCACAACAAUUACAAAAGAAACCUGAAGAUGGUCGUGUUUCCGAGCGUGAACGUGAGGAUGUUCAUGAGCACGAGCCUGAGCAUGGUCGAGAUCGGGAUCGGGAAAAAGCUCGAGAAGUGGAUCGUGAGCAUGAUAGGGAACAAGAACGAGGGCAUCUGAAAGCAACGUUUAGCAAUGAACAAAUAUCUGGUGAAGCAACCAGUGAGUUGGUUCAUACAAAUGAGGAAUUCGAAAAAAUCGAACAUAUCGCUGAGCUGGAUGAUACGAUGACAUAUGCACCCGAGAUUCAAUCAAUUGAAAUCCCACCGGAUCGUUCCAGUGAGAACAGUGAGAAUCUGCAGGAGUAUUUCGAUCAAGUGGCAGCCGAAUGCAUGGUCGGUGUGUUCAAGCAACCUCAAAAGCCGGGACGAUUCCCGACCGAAGCGCCAUCGGCAAUUCCGACGCAGAAACUAACGGAUAUGACGCCCUCUAUAUCGUCAGCAAAAAGUUAUACGUCCAGUGAAGGCGAACGUGUGAGCAUCUUGCUUAUCUAUUGA